AGCACAGCGAGCAACAUCAUCAUUUUCUUGGCAUCUAAAAUGAAACUAUCAUCAAAACCAAUAUGAAAAUGAAAGAUAAUUAUAUUGUGAAGGUCAAACCAAUGACUGACUACGCGCUUUUUAGCAAAACGGAAAAGGACGAUUAUGCCAAAUACAAAAAUUGUCAAGACAUUUGUCUAGAGGAGUUGGAAGCUUAUGGUAAAGAGACGAGCGUGCACGGCUUGAAGCGCAUGCUUACAAAUGGCACUGGACGAGUGGAGCGCGCACUUUGGGCACUCUGCGUCGUGUCUGCAUUUUGUCUGCUAAUUUAUUUCAGUAAACAUUUGGCGCAUCGCUUCACACAUAGCGAAUUCAAGACCACUAUAUACUCCACUAAUUACCCCAUUUACAAGGUGCCCUUCCCGGAGGUGACUAUCUGCAACAAGAAUCGCUUGAAUUGGGCGCGCUUGGAUCAGGUAAAGCAGAAAUUCCUGUGGCCAGCGCAUCAUAACACCUCGUACGAGCAGCUCUUCGUCGAGAUUGUCGGCAUGUAUGACACAUUCACGUUCGGGCGUUUCGAUCUUUUCGGCAAUCUAAUGGGUAAGCCCAUAGUGGAACUCAAUUACAUCAAUUUCACCGAGGUGGCGCGUCGCAUGACCUGGCGUUGUGAGGAGCUGCUAACGGAUUGUGUGUGGCGUGGACACCCAAUGAACUGCUGCGACAUCUUCAUAAGACGACGCUCGAAUUUAGGCAUUUGCAUGGCGUUCAAUUCUGUGGAAUCAUCGGGCGGCUUGCUAAAACUGCAAAUGGACUCGAAGUGGCCGUGGCGUGUUAGUGGUAGCGGUCCGAAGAACGGUCUGCAGGUGCGCACUUUGCUGAAUAUGGACAAACAUUCGCCGUAUUCGAACAGUUCGAAAGGUAUCACGCUGAUGACCGUACAGCCAAAAGUGUGGAGCUUUACACCUAUCGAUAUACCCAACGAUGUGUUUGCGCGUGUAUAUCUCGACGCGUUUAUGAGUUUCUAUGACCCAGACACUAGGCGUGUGUCAUCGAAGAAGCGACAAUGUGUAUUUAAGGACGAACAGGAUAGUCCCGACUUCAAAACACUCACUGGCCAUGUUUAUAUGUAUGAGAAUUGCCAAGCCGAAUGCCAACAAGAGUAUCUCAUGAAUUUCUGUAACUGUACUGUGGAUAUUUUUUUCCCAAUCGGACCCUAUCCGAUAUGCAGAGUGGUGGACUUACCAUGUUUGGCGCGUCACAAUCAUCUAAUGCAAUACUUCGAGGAGUCAGUUAAGGAGACCUAUACCACCAACAAUCCGGGACUGGUGUGCAAAUGUUUUUUCAACUGUCGCUCGUGGCGCUAUGAGUUGAAGGUGCGUACGCGACCGCUGCAACCAAAAGAGCGUUGGAAAACAAAUGACACGCUGUUGUUGGAUAUAAAUUUUCAACGGGAUUUCAUUAAUGUCUAUAAAACGGAUUUGAUCUACACUUGGGUCGAUCUGCUGUUUAAUUUUGGCAACAUUACUGCUCUUUUUCUUGGCUGUUCGCUAGUGAGUCUUGUGGAAUUGAUUUAUUUCUUUUUCGUAAAAGUGCCGCAGCGUCGCUUAUUCAAUCAAAUGAAUAAUGGCAAUUUGGACGAAAAGUUACUAUAUGCCCGACCCGCUUUGCGCUCCUACAGAGAACGCAGUGAAAAUAAUUUAAAUUUAUACAAAAAUGGCUUUAAGAAAAUCAGUUACUAAAUUUGAGUUGAAUUUGAGUCACUUAAUGUAAUUGGAUUUUGGAAUGCUUUUGGAAAGCAGUUUGAGUCGAUAUUUGAGUUUAAAUGGGGUGUAAAUGAUUUUGAGUAUUUUUUUCUUUUUUUUUGAGUUGAAAUUGAGUUUGAGUUGAGCUUCAGUUAAGGUUUAGUUCUCACAAUUUUUUUAUUUCAUUAUUUUUGGAUUUUAGAAGGCAUUUGGAAAACAUUUUAAAUCAGUAUUUGAGUUUUGGAUGGAGUUUUGAUUAUUUCUAGCUUGAACUUAAGUUUUUGAGUGAAAUUUUGAAUUUAACUGUAUGAGUGAGUAAUAUUUAAAUUUGAAAUGGAGUGAUUUUUAGAUUUUAUUUAAUGUUUUGAGAUUCAAUGUCAAUUCGAAAAUCAAUUUUAUUUGAAUGAAGCUCAA
Messenger RNA from Zeugodacus cucurbitae (melon fly), 2135 nucleotides. RefSeq names its product pickpocket protein 19-like. Gene Ontology annotation, molecular function: ligand-gated sodium channel activity. The coding region runs from base 63 to 1718 and encodes 551 amino acids. Gene Ontology annotation, cellular component: membrane. Gene Ontology annotation, biological process: sodium ion transmembrane transport. The record is from RefSeq and is a predicted model, not a curated record. The transcript has 6 exons. Lineage: Eukaryota; Metazoa; Arthropoda; Insecta; Diptera; Tephritidae.